Messenger RNA from Myzus persicae (green peach aphid), 2333 nucleotides. Its product is annotated as 52 kDa repressor of the inhibitor of the protein kinase-like. The transcript has 3 exons. The record is from RefSeq and is a predicted model, not a curated record. Bases 1 to 2322 code for a protein of 773 amino acids. Lineage: Eukaryota; Metazoa; Arthropoda; Insecta; Hemiptera; Aphididae. Gene Ontology annotation, molecular function: protein dimerization activity.
AUGAGUAAACGAGAAAACAAAAAUGUACUAUCAAAUUAUUUUUCUAAACUUCCAAAGACUGAUAAAGUUCCUAUUCUUCUACCACAAAUAGAAACGCCAUCGCCAUCGUGUAGUCAUUCACCCACAGAUUUGCAAACAAACAAAAGUAAUUUAUUAAAAUCGGACGCCGAACAAAUAGUUGAAGACAACGAUAUCGGCUACUGUUUCGGUAAAAAUGUAUCUGAUGAAAUAAAAUUUAAAUUAAUAACUGAUCAUUGGUCACCAGAUGAAAAUUACAAAUUCCCAAUUACUACAAAUCUAAAAAAAAAAUUAAAGUUUCAAUUAGGAUGGAUUAAACGUUUUCCUUGGGUUGCUUAUUCGAGAAUUGGUGAACAAGGUGCAGUUUGUAAAUAUUGUGCUAUAUUUGGUCGCGAAUUUGGUGGCAAAGGCAGUCACCAGAAACUUAUUUCACUAGUUGUAAAACCUUUUAAUAACUGGAAAAAAGCGAUUGAAAAAUUUAAUGAACAUAGUAAAACUGAAUUUCACAAAUCUAAUGCUAUGCGUGCAGAUAAUUUUGUAGCUGUUUAUUCCAAAAACUGCCAAAAUAUUAUCCAAAAAUUAGAUUCAGCGCGUGCUAUUCAAAUUGAUCAAAAUAGAAAGAGAUUAAUUCCUAUUAUUCAAACAAUUAUUAUUUGUGGGCGUCAAGAAAUAGCUUUACGUGGUACUAGUGAUUAUGGACCGCUCUCUUUAGAAAGUUCUGAACCUACUUACAACGACGGUAGCUUCCGAGCAUUAUUAAUAAUGCGCAUUUCGUGUGAAGAUAAAAAUCUAACGUAUCAUAUUGAGAAUCAAGCGUUAAAUGCUUCAUAUAUAAUCGACGAAACAACCGACGUAUCGCGUGUUGAACAACUUUCCUUGUGUGUACGUUAUUUAGAAAAUAAUUUAAAUAUUGAAAAAAAUGAAAUUAAUAAUUAUGUAUUGAAAGAAGACUUCUUACAAUUUGUACCUGUAAGUUCUACUACUGGUCAAAAUUUGGCCACAGUAAUUCUAGUUACUUUAAAAAAUCUCGGUAUAACAUGUGACUAUUUACUUGGCCAAGGUUAUGAUGGCGCCGCAGCCAUGAGUGGUAAUUUUAAAGGAGUACAAUCUGUUAUAAGAGAAGUACAUCCCGCUGCACUUUAUGUCCACUGUAGUGCACAUUCCCUAAAUUUAGCACUAGCUCAUUCGUCAAAUAUUCACCAUAUUCGAAAUUGUAUUGGUACAAUAAAAUCUGUAGGAAAUUUUAUUAAAAUAUCGGCUAAACGAACUGAACUAUUAAAAAAUAAAAUAAAAGAAUUUCUUCCUCAAACUAAAUGGACAAAAUUAACUUCCAUGUGUGAGACAAGGUGGGUUGAAAAUCAUGAUGGUAUGCUUAGAUUUUCAGAAAUAUAUAAACCUAUUGUUGCAACAUUAGAAGAACUACAAUUAUUUGUUGACAUUGAAACGUCAUCUAAAGCGUUACAGUUAUAUAAGUGUGUAACAACUAGUGAAUUUAUAAUAAGUAUGAUAACUGCGACCACACUUUUUUCUAUAACUUUGCCAUUAUGUAAAAUAUUGCAGUCGGUAAAAUGUGAUUUAAGUGAAGCAGUAGAUCACGUUGAAACUGUUUUAAGUGAAGUGAAAGAUAUGCGAACAAAAAUUAAUGAAAAUUUCAAAGAAAUAUUCAAUAAAUCAGAACAAUUGUUCAUAUCCGUGAAUGAUGAAGAAAAAAUAAAAAUACCAAGAUUAGUAAGUCGUUCAAAAAUUAGAAUUAAUGUGGAUACCAAAAUUCCCGAAGAUUAUUUUCGUAUUGCAAUUGCAAUUCCAUUCUAUGAUGAUUUUAUUAGUCAACUUAAAGAACGGUUUUCCAAACACAAGAAGAUUUUAUCGUCUUUGUAUUUAUUAAUACCAAAAAUGUGUUUGAAAUCCCCGACUUUAGAAUCAGAUUUUAGUUUAUAUUCAGAUUUUAUAAAUGUUGAUACAUUACCUUCAGAACUAAAACUGUGGAAAAGAAAAUGGAUUGCUUUCAAAGAUGUAGAUCGUCCACAUACAGCUGUAGAAUCAUUAAAUUAUUGUAAUCCUGAACUUUUUCCAAAUAUUCAUUUUUUAUUAAAAGUACUAGCUACACUACCGGUUUCUACAUCAACUCCCGAACGAACUUUUUCGACAUUAAAACGCGUCAAGACAUUUUUACGAAACUCUACAGGACAAGAAAGACUAACUGGGCUAGCUCUAUUAAGUGUCCAUAGAGAUAUUACUGUUAAUCCCGAUGAAGUAUUAAACCAGUUUGCUCUUCAAAAAGAUAGGAACAUAUUAUUAGUUUAAAAAAUGAUUUA